AUCCGCGCGUUGUUUCAAAUCGUCUGGAUGAGUGAGGAGCAGCUGUGCUCGGCUUCUGGUCAGCGUUGGGCGCUGUUGGGGUCUGCUGGGCAGAACUGACUCUCGGCCAGGCAGAUGGCUUCUCGGUGGCCGGCCGUGGGGGCCUCCAUGCGUCGGAGGUCCCUACAGAACCAGGAGCAGCUGGAGGAGAGCGAGGCCCUACAGCCUGCAGUUGGCCACCCAGGCACCUCCAGCGGGGCCCUGGGCUCCCUGUGCAGACAGUUCCAAAGGAGGCUGCCCCUGAGGGCAGCCAGCCUCAACCUCAGGGCGGGCCCCUCCUGGAAACUCCUGGAGACCCCACAGCCAGGACAGCAGGGCCUCCAGGCUGCAGCUCGCUCAGCUAAGAACGCCUUGGGUGCCGUGUCCCAGAGAAUCCAGGAGUCCUGCCAAAGUGGCACCAAGUGGCUGGUGGGAAGCCAGGUGAAAGCCAGGAGGAGGAAGAGAGGGGCACAGAAGGGCAGCGGCCCCCCAGCUCGCAGCCUGAGCCGCAGGAGUGCCCAGCUACCCGUGGCCGCCCCUGCCCGCUCGGCCCUGGGCCCCCAGCAGGGGGAGCGCCGCCGCCCCUCUGCCCGGACGGGCCCGCGGGCCCACCCUCGGCGGCAGUGCGGGAGGGAGGCUGCCUUCCGGAGCCCCUACUCCUCGGCAGAGCCCCUCUACUCCCCCAGCGAGUCUGACAGUGACCUAGAGCCCAUGGGGGCAGGAAUCCAGCAUCUCCAGAGGCUGUCCCAAGAGCUGGAUGAGGCCAUCAUAGCCGAGGAGAGUGGCGACAUGACUGUUUCUCUCAUUGAUGACUAAGGACAGCAUCCUUCAGGAAGCGAGCCGUAGCUGACCACCAUGCCCUCACACCCAGGAUCCGCGCCUCCCAGGAGUUCCUGGAGGACCCAGGAGCUGGCAGUGGCCCUGGGCCGCUGCAGACAAGGACCGGACUAACCAGGGCCCAGGUGGAGGCUGCUCGGGGGUCCCUGCUCUCCUGCUCCAGCCACUUUCCCGCCCACCACUGACCACUUGCCACAGUCUGCGAGUGACUCGGGGAGACCUCGGAGAGGCGGGAGGAACUGUUCAUUCUACUCCCCUUUGGGGCUUAGAAACUCAUCCCACACGUGAGCUUUACAGUUGCUUCACUUGUAACGUGAAGUGCAGGCACAAGGUAAUAUUUGAGAGCUCUGAGCUGUGCACCCAGGAGUAGGGUCUGCAAAGUCAUCUCCUGUGUCACCAGCGCAGGGGCUCUUGGGAACCCAGAUUCUAGCCCUGCUACCCACAGCAGAGCCCCGGAAGAAGGGAUGGGAGAGAGUUCCAGGCCCCAAGACCCUGAGUCCACAGGUACCUAUUUACAUUC
Kogia breviceps (pygmy sperm whale) is the source of this 1375-nucleotide messenger RNA. NCBI's taxonomy places the organism in Eukaryota, Metazoa, Chordata, Mammalia, Artiodactyla, Physeteridae. The record is from RefSeq and is a predicted model, not a curated record.